Messenger RNA from Phyllopteryx taeniolatus (common seadragon), 2603 nucleotides. RefSeq names its product WD repeat domain 31 (gene wdr31). The record is from RefSeq and is a predicted model, not a curated record. NCBI's taxonomy places the organism in Eukaryota, Metazoa, Chordata, Actinopteri, Syngnathiformes, Syngnathidae. Gene Ontology annotation, molecular function: protein binding. Bases 346 to 1410 code for a protein of 354 amino acids. The transcript has 10 exons.
GUCAGCCACGUGACCCGCUCCUUCUUGCCUAGCUACGGAGAAAGCGUCGCUCUCUCCUCUUCGGUCUCCACGGAAGAGAACCCGUCGAGAAAAAUCCAAAGCAGCCCUCCCACGCACCCACUCGGAGUUUUCAAAGUGUCAUGGCAGUUCGUCGGGAACCGUUCGGCGGUGUUCGGACGAAGACUCAAACGAGUUUUAACGCCGUCAGGGCGCCGAACGUGAGGGUUAAAGAUUAGUUAGCAUGCUAGCCGGCUAGUGGUCUCGUCGGGACGCCUCCUGGCUUGACUGCCCCUUCAAAAAGCCAAAGAAAAUGCUUGUCAAUGUUGUCACAGGUUCCGAGAAGACAUGGGCAAGUUCCAAAGCAAGUUUCGCAAGAGGUCUGAGCUGUACAGGGCCUCAGAGGGGGAAAAGGCAGACAGUGCAUUAGAUAGUCAGGUUGUUCAUCAUGAACCGGCCCACCGCGGGUCUGUCAACACAGUCACCAAACUCAGCGCAGACCUGUGUGUUUCUGGAGGCACUGACCAGGCAGUGGUGGUGUAUGACUGGAAACAAGGCCGCAUAUGUCAAUCCUUCCAGGGUCACAACAGAGAAAUUACCAAGGUGGUGUGUUAUCCUGGCAGCACGUGGGUCUUCAGUGCCUCACGGGACAAGAGUGUCCUCAUGUGGGACCUGAACCAGGGUGAUGAGCCCAUUCAGGAGUUUUGUGGGCACCAGUUAGUGGUCAACGGGCUUGCUGUCAGCCCCGAUGGGAGGAAACUCUGCACAGGCUCCCGUGACAACUGCAUGUGCCUGUGGGACAUCGAAUCUGCAAAAUGUGAGCAGAGACACAACAUUUCAAGAAAUCUGGUGACUCACGUGUGCUGGGUGCCAGGUAGCUCCUCGAUUGUCCAAACAUCGGAGGACAAAACCAUACGGGUGUGGGACAGCCGUGCGUGGCAGGUGACAAACACGUUUCCGGCGAAGCAAUACAUCCAGACCCACUGUGACGUUUCUGACAACGGAAAUUACCUGGUGUCCAGCAGCAACGGUUUCGGAGGCCAAGGCUGCGAGGCCACGCUGUGGGACCUGCGUCAGCCGGGCUGCAAGGUGGUGGAGUACCGGGGUCACUUGCAGACCACCGCAUGCUGUGUCUUCCUGCCCGUGCCACUGGAGGGCAGUGGCCCCGCUCUUGUGGCCACGUCCUCCCACGACAGCUCCGUCAAAGUGUGGGACCAGAACUCAGCAGUCUGUUUAGCCACAUUGUCACUACAUGGUGCCGGUCCUCUGGUGUCAUUGGUGCCCAGCGACGCCUCCAAUGUGCUGUGUGCCAGCUUCAACAGCGGACUCCAUCACGUCGAGCUUCUCCAAGCAUCAGGGAACUCUUCAGGCGGAGCCAGUGACAUGGACAUUAGAGUGCUGUCCCGCUUCUAAAAGGUACCAUUACCUGGAUAAAUGUGCCUCCAAAGUCGAACAAAACUUUGGAGUUCACACCAUCAUCUCACACGUCAGCAAAUCUUGUGGGGCUUCAGCUCAGUGAGUGUCCAGAGGAUUUAAGGUGUGUGUGUGAGUGAGAUGUUACCAGUGACAACAAAAAGGAAAGGUUUGACGAGGACCAUAGAAGAAGAAUUGGAAGUUGAAUAUUAUAUAUAUUAUUAUUAAGAUAAAUUAUUAACAUAAUUUUCAAAAUAAAAUGCAAAAAGAAAAUGUUUGGCAUACAGCAAAUAGAAUGCACAAAUGUUUAUUUCAAAAUAUAAAACAGUACAUGUUUUGUGAUUAAAAUAUACACUAAAAUUGAUUUUGGUGGGAUUAAAACAAAAAAACACUUUUGGAUUAGAAAUGAAAUGCACCAAAAAUGUUUUUUCUGAUUAAAAAAAAAAAAUAAAGCACAAGAGGGGGAAAGAAAUAAUAGCAGCAAAUUUGGAAGCUAUGCAAAAAUAAAAUUGAAGAUAGACUUCUCAAGGAAUGAAUAGUUUUACUUGAUUUCAGUUUUUAACUUAUGUUUUUACCCUUGUGUAACAGUUAUAAAAUCAUUUGUACAGUGAUAUUUUAUGGGAGCAUUUAUUUUGAAAUUUGAACAACCUCCAAGUCAACCAGUGUCAAAGCUAAUUGUGUUCCACUUUUUUUCUUUUUCCAAGACUUUCAUGUUUGGAAAUUUCAUGGAGCAAAAAUUGAUUGCAUGAAAGACAUUCGUCAGUUAUUUUGUAAACCGCUUAUCACCAUCAGGGUCACUAAGAAUUGGAGCCUAUCCCAGUUUACUUGAGAGCAAAUGGACUGAAAACACCCUGGACUCGUCUACUGUCCAUCACAGGAUUGUGAAUGGGGACGUUGACUUUGAAUCAAGCAACUACAGGACCAAUGACCCAUUUUGGUGGGUCUGGUUGUUAAAAACAUGAAUACUUUUAAAAUGAUGCUUUACUUGUCACCACACUGAAGCCAAAUAGAAUAUUUUUGUAGAAUGUUACAUAUAGAUUGCUUUGAAUACUUUAAUUGAUGUAUUUUUAAAGAUGAGCAUAUUUUAAACAUGAAGUUGCAGAACUAUGCAAUAAGCUUUAUAGAAAAAUGUUACUAUGAACAAAUCGCAUAGAAAUCAUUGCAAAUGCAAAAUAAAGUUGCUGUCAACAUGC